AUGGGAUCAACACAAACAACUAAUAACCAACAUAAACGUUAUCAAAGUCCAUUAUCAACUCCAAAGUCAGUUCAUAGUACACAAAAUAAACGUAAUGAUCGUUUUCGUACAACAAUGCGUAGUGUAACACUUCGAGCAUUAGCUGCUCGAAACUAUCAAAAUUUUGCAUCACUAUCAAAUGAUUCCGAUACAAAUAAUAGUUUAUCAACAAAUCCAAAUACAAUAACAACAACAAAUUCUCAAACAGAUGCUGAUUCCUAUUUAAGUGAUUUUGAUUAUCGAAAAUUCUCAACAUUAACUGGUCUAUCGGAAACAAAAAUAAAUGAAUUACAUCGAGAAUUUUUAAUUCUUUCACAUAAUGGUCGAUUAACUUAUGAACGAUAUAAAUCUAUGUUUGAAACUGUUUCAUUUCAACGUACACCAGCACAACUUGAAAAUUUAGCACGACAAACAUUUGCAAUUUUUGAUAAAGAUGGAAAUAAUUAUUUAGAUUUUGCAGAAUUUAUUGCUGCUUAUAUUACGAUGGAAAGAAAUGAACUUUCCUUAAAUGAUAAAUCUACACGUAAAGAAUCAUCUGUGCCACCACAACCACCAACAACAAUAGCUACUGUUAGACGUCAUGCAACAACAUAUUAUAGUCCUCAAAGAACUCUGGUCAAUGCAUCACCACUUAUAACACAUCGUCCAGUACAUUUUCCAAAUAAUUAUGCAUCCUAUCAUCCAUCUCAAUCAUCAGAACGAUAUGUCUAUCUUUCUCCGCAAUAUGCAUUUAGAUAG
Messenger RNA from Adineta steineri, 777 nucleotides. Lineage: Eukaryota; Metazoa; Rotifera; Eurotatoria; Adinetida; Adinetidae. The record is from the annotation of a GenBank genome assembly.